Molecule: messenger RNA, 264 nt
Organism: Notothenia coriiceps (black rockcod)
Lineage: Eukaryota; Metazoa; Chordata; Actinopteri; Perciformes; Nototheniidae
Product: glutamate receptor ionotropic, kainate 5-like
Exons: 2
Source: RefSeq, a predicted model, not a curated record
UGUGUCAGAUCUUACCAAAGGGCGUGGUUUCAGUGAUUGGUCCCGCCGCUAGCCCUGCCUCCGGAUCCACCAUCAGUCACAUUUGUGGGGAGAAGGAGAUCCCUCACGUAAAGAUCGGUCCGGAGGAAAACCCAAAGCUGCCGUACCUUCGCUUCGCCUCUGUGACUCUGUACCCGAGUAACGAGGACCUGAGCCUGGCCAUUGGGUCCAUGCUGCGCUCCUUCGGAUAUCCCACCACCAGCCUUGUGUGUGCCAAGGCAGAGU